Tinamus guttatus (white-throated tinamou) is the source of this 3892-nucleotide messenger RNA. The record is from RefSeq and is a predicted model, not a curated record. Lineage: Eukaryota; Metazoa; Chordata; Aves; Tinamiformes; Tinamidae.
CGACGUUACCUGCACCUGAAUCUGUCUCAUUUCUAAUCCAGCCUUUUUGCUUUCCACAGCUGAAACUAGAAUUUUCACCUAUGAAGGUUAGAAGCGAGAUAGUUUUGGAAGAGGAGAAAUCUGCUGAUUUUGUAUUUAUUCCUCCAGAAACUAAAGCAAGAAUAUUGACAGAACAUCAGAAAGAAGUGCUUAGGUCAAAGAGAUCUGAUAUUCCUGCAAUGUACAACAAUUUGGACGCUUCACAAGAUACUACUUUAUUUUCUCAGUAUACUCAGAGUCAGGAAGAGUCUUUAGAAAAGCCUUCUUUAAGAGACAACACAAAAGAAGAUACGGAAAAGAAACCUCAGGAAGAAAAUGCAAAGAGCGAGGGCUGCAGGGCUGACACAGAUGAGAUCGUGGAGGACUGUGAGGCCGAUAACACCCCUGGCAGUGCUGCCUGUGUGGAAAACAGCUCCCUUCCCCACGCAGAGGAGAGCUCUGCUUCCAAAAGUGAGGGGGAGCUCAAGGACACAGCUGACACGGUUCUGAUGGAGCCGUCGUCUGGAGAGGAACUGGAAAAAAGCGCCAUAGAAGCAGCCUCAAAUGAGGCCUUGGUGUCGGGAGGAGGAAACACCUCCAACAUCAGCAGCAGUUCGACGUCGAGCGACGUGAUCUCCGGGACGCCGCAGCCCGCGAGCCGGCGGCAGUCGUUCAUCACGCUGGAGAAGUUUGAUAGUUCAGAGCACAGACCCUUCAGCGUCUCGGCCUUGCACAGCUUGCUGGAAGCUCCUGGAAAUGCUUCUGCGUCAGAGAAACAAGAAAAUACAAAAAAAUCCAAGGUUGAUGCUAAAGUAGAAAAGCGUGGUGAAAAGAGUAAGAAUGCUUCAAAACCUGAAUCUGAAGAAAUAGUUACUGCAAUACGAAGGCUGACUCGCAGGCAGAGCAAAAUUGAGCAACAAGGAAAUAAGCAGCCCAAGGUUUCAACUAAAGCAGACAAAGAGAAGAGCACACAAGAGUCUCUUGUUCCCAGCAGUACGGAAAAUAAUCCCGUGGAAGAAACAGAGCGUGUUCUGCUCAAUCAGUCUCAAGCUCUCCGUUCUACUGAUGCAGAAAUUAGAAAAACUGAAGACAGCCUAGCAGAAGUGGAAAAGAUCAGGGCACUGGAUGCAGACUCUAAAGAAAAUAAACCCCCGGAGCCCACUGCACCAUCUGACCAGCUCACAAGUGCUGAUAAUCAGGUUCCACAUGUGUCUCCUAGCCCGAAGGCGCUCAGACGGUCUUCAAGACGACGGUCAGAACCCGCAGAAAGUGCAACAGGGAGUCAAGAUAAGGAAAACAGCCACCAAAAGAAAGACAAGCGUAAAGACGACGAGAAGUCUGCGCAAAGGAAGGUGCCACAGGUUAAAGAGGAUGCGUCCCAAAAGCAGAAAGCAGCGGAAACUGGAAAUAAAACAGAAAACCACCCACCUGAGAGAGCUGCUGCAGAAGACUCUGGCUCCAGGGAGUCUCGUGCUCCAAGGGCCCCUGAUGAGGAAGAGAACAGAAGUGCCAGGAGGCCAGAAGAGGGUGCGAAGGCUGACGCGGAGAGUCAGGACUCCAGUUCGGAUGCAGCGGGUCAGAAGGUGAAGGAGCGGCCACGGUACCACACCAGGAGAGCGUCACAGGGGCUGCUCUCCAGCAUAGAAAACUCCGAGUCUGAAGGCUCGGAGGCCAGGGAAGAAAACACCAGGAAGAAGAGAUCGGGAAGAGUGAAAAAUGACUCUCCUGAAGUUAGAUUGAAAGAACAGGUGCCAGAAGGGCACAGCCAUGAGGUGUCUUCUCAAGAAACUGAAACUAAGGAUGUGCUGGAAGUGAAGGCGAGUGAGCGGAGCUGCGAAGCCAGCGCAGAGGCUGUGCCCCCGUGUGAGCCCGACCAGCCCAAAAAUCAGGCAACUCCCCCGGGAGCCGCCAGCUCGGAGGGCUCCCCUGGCGCACAGAGCGCAGCGGGGGAACAGGACAAAACCGAGGUGCUCGCCGAGGCUGGCAGCAACCCGGGCCUGGCUGAGCAAACCUUGAAAGCAGAGGAGGAAAAUAAAUGUGGGGAAAAGCGAAAAAACACAGAAGACGCAAGCUCAAGUGUUCCGAGCGAACUUGUAGCGGGAGCAAAUGCUUCAGGAAGUGGUUUCUCCUCUUCGCCAGUACUUGAGUGUCAGCACAAGAGAAGCAAGAGGACGAGAAGAGCAAAGAGCUGUGAUUGCUGUGUAAAGGUAAAACGGCAACUGAAGUCAUUAACUGAAAUAAAAAGUGAGACUGAUCACAAGCUGAGCGAGCCCCAAACAACCCCUACUCGGGCAGCCGUAAACACGUCGGAGGUGUCUGAGGCUUCUAACCUGGAGGAGAGCUUGUCCAUGGCGCCGUGUGCCAUGAGCACCCCCCUGCUUCCCACUAAGGAGCCUGGCGCACUUGGCUCGCAAGGAGAGCCCGAAUCCAGGGAGAGCCUGCAGGGGAAUCGUGCCGUGGUGGAGGAGGAUCUGGAGAAGGACGCAGCGCACGCGGCAGGUGGGAGCAGCGACUCGGUGGCGGGAGCAGAAGAGCCCGUUGAUCAGAGUGACCCAACGGAGCCGUGUCCCCCGGCCGAGCCCACGCACAGCGCGGGGGCUGCAGAGGAGGAAGAGCAAGGGCCAAAUGCACAACUGGAGGAGGCGCCUGCGGCGCUGGCUGCUGCCGGCCAAGCUGAGGAGACAGACACCAACGAGCAGGAAGCUGAUCGGGAUCAUAAGGAUGAAAUUCUCCUGGGAGAGCCUUACAGUUUUCAGGAUAGGGAGAUGAAAGAGGAAUUGAUAGAAACUGAAAUUGAAGUGCCUGAAAAUGAAGCCUUAGAUAAAGAAGGUGCAGAAGGAAGCAACAGUGUGGACUCACCUGAAAAGCCAAGAGAUCUUGAUGCUUUAGUUCUAAUUAAUGAAAGCCCUACCAGUGUGCAGGCACGCUGUGUGUGGUCGCCUUCAGCUUCUCCAUCCACCAGUAUUUUAAAGAGAGGUGUAAAAAGAAACCAAGAUGACGACUCCUUGUCACCUGCUAAUAAGAUUCGUCGAGUUUCUUUUGCAAAUCCAAUUUAUCAAGAAGGUCUGGCAGAUGACAUAGAUCGGAGAAGUCCCGUCGUUAGAUCCCAUUCUUCAAAUGGUUCCCCGUCUUCACGAAGUCUUAAAAUUUUAUCUAACAUCCAGGCUAAGCGUAUUACCACUCCAACCAAAGGAUUUCUGUCCCCAGGAUCUCGUAACCCUAAAUUUAAGAGCUCAAAGAAGUGUUUAAUCACUGAAAUGUCCAAAGAAUUGCUGCCUUGCUCGACAGAUCGUGUGUAUCCUGCCCUAGUUGGCUGUAAAGCACCAGUUGAUAUAAUUUUACCUCAGAUUACAUCGAAUAUAUGUGCAAGAGGUUUGGGGCAGCUCAUUCGAGCGAAGAAUAUUAAGACUGUGGGUGAUCUGAGUACUCUGACGGCAUCGGAAAUCAAAACUCUUCCUAUCCGCUCUCCUAAAGUUUCCAAUGUUAGAAAAGCUCUAAAAGGAUAUCACGAGCAACAGGUGAAGUCUCGAGGGUUUGAGGAAAUAGCAGCACUUGAAGACACCGAAAAGCCAGUGAACAACGUGGAGGAUAAAUCAUUUUCUGUGGAUGAAGAAAAACUUGCAACAGAUCUGAUGGACCCGGUUGUGCUGAGCGCGAAGGGCCCCGGCGCAGCGGAUCUCCCGCGGCAGGUGGAGGCGCUCGCGGCUCAGCUGGGCGCCGCCGAUCUCCACAGCUACCCGGGAAGCCAACUCUUCGAGAUGCACGAGAAGCUCGUGGCCAUGACAAACUGUAUCAUGAAAAACCUGCAGGCUCGCUGGAAAUCGCCACCCCAUGAAAGUUUUGAGUAGCUGUUGAUAAUUUCUAGGCAAGGGGG